Molecule: messenger RNA, 2715 nt
Organism: Phalacrocorax carbo (great cormorant)
Lineage: Eukaryota; Metazoa; Chordata; Aves; Suliformes; Phalacrocoracidae
Source: RefSeq, a predicted model, not a curated record
CUGCAUCCGUCAGCUAGCUGAAUUCCUGCUCUGUCGAGGGCCCCUUUCUUAUCGGCCCUAAUCCAGCACAGCAGCUGCAGCAGCUCUGUAGCACUCGGUGCUAUCAGUGCUGUGCAGGGUGCCCGAUAACCGCCCCUUCCCCUCCUGCACCAGCAGCUAGCCCUCCUCGCGCUCCCGCACCAUGUAUGGCCACCGAGCACUGUCCUCGGGGCGCUCAGCGGCUGCCUGGCAGCAGCAAAACACAAACAAGCAGAGCCCUGCAUGGGUGAGCGAGCUGUGGGCAGCCAGGGAGGCAGCGCCCAACCUGCCUCUGCGCUCCCGAGCCCCCGGCUGCUCCCUGGAAGGAGGCGCGUCUGCCAAGCCCUCUCCUCCUGGCGAGGGGCGUCCCCCACAUGCAGCCACCCACCACGAAGGGGCGGCUGGGUCCGCAGUGCCCUGUGUCAGCCCGCGGGGUGGAGAGCAGCAGCUCCCCUGGCCCUGCCUGGCCCCUGGCGAGAGGGAGAAAGGAUGCUCGUGCUGGCCCCGCUGUGCUCGGGGCCGGUUAACAGCGGCCAUGGAGGCAGUGCUGAUCUUCCUGUGCUCCCUGCUGGUGCCGGCGGCUGUGGCAGACGUGGCCACCCAGGAGAAGGAGGAGGACCCCUUUAACUAUGAUUACCAGAGCCUGAGGAUCGGGGGGCUGGUGUUUGCCGUGGUCCUGUUCACUGUUGGGAUUCUUCUCAUACUCAGCAGGAGGUGCAGGUGCAGUUUUAACCAGAAGCCCAGAGCUCCAGGGGACGAGGAGGCUCAGGCUGAGAACCUGAUCACCUCAAACGCAACGGGAGCACAGAAAGCAGAGAACUGAACAAGAGCCAUGCGACCCAGAGACCCGAGGACAGAUGCUCGGACUGCAGAUGCCAGUGGCCUGUGAGGAAACUGAAAUCGCAGCAACAGGUCCCUCUAAGGAGAUGCGAAGCUGCUGUGUCUGUGUUACCCUCUGUACGUCAGCACCGGUUCUCUGUUUACUAACCCGACUAAACUCCGCUCGCCGUCCUCUCUGCCUCCAGUGGUGUGUAAUGUUGAUGUGAGAUGAUCAUUACUUCUAGGGCUAGUCGUUGCUGAUGUUGUAAUAGUGACUUUCUCUUCACCUUUCCCGUGCUGUGCGUGUGAUUCUGGCUGUGUACGACCGGCAGGUGCUGCCCCUUUGGGCUGCCCCCCAAGCCCAGGAACGGGAGCCGCAGGGCAGGGUGGCACGGGCUGCGGUGCACGGAGCCCUGCGUCCCCCAACCCUUCCCUGCGCCUGGAGCCGGGGGCUCGUGGUUCACCCUGGCUGGCUUUGGGCAGGGCUCGGGGACCGGUCCUGGGUGUUUUGGGGGCCGGCCCAGCGUGGCUCUGGACUGCGCGUUGCCGUUUCAGCAAUAAUCCUCCUGCGCGCCCCCAGCCCAAAGGCAGCCGCGGCGGGGGGUGAGUCAGGUGGGGACAUCCCACAGCUUGACUGCCCUAGGUGGUGGCACCUCGGUGCUGGAUUUAAGGCUGAAGGGAGCUCCCCUUUCUCGCCUGCUCGGUCCCUGUUUGUGUCACUGGCUAAAACCAAGCCGUCUGUGUGGGAUGCAGUUUUAAAUGUGAGGAACUGCUGUGGUGGCAGAGAAGCCUGUGAAAUCCCCCAGCACGGUGACACUGUGAAAGAGGGCAGCUGUGCAGUGGUGACCCUGCUAACCAGCACAAAGCAGCUCCUCACCAACGCUCUGCCUGUCCACGAGACAGAGGUGGGCAGGUUAAAGUCUCCGAGGGCUAAAGAGAAACACGGACUGAAAUAAAGGUCCUGUCCUUGCUUGUCUCCGGCAGGGAAGGGGCAGCGGCAUUUUCUCCUGGUGCUCCCUGCCCUUCCUGAUGCCUUGUCGCUCCCUGUGCCGUGGUCCGGGACACGGCCACCGGCGUCAGUGCUGCGUGUUGUCCCGUGGCGGUUACGUGUCGUCAGCCCCCCGAUGCCAGCUGCCCCUUCUCUCCACAGAGCCGCAGCGAGCGAUGCUCAGGGGCUUUGCACGCCUGAGCUUGCACGGUGGCAAUGCCCUGGCUCUAGAGGGGCGGAGCCCCGAGUCCAUCAUCACCUUGUGUCCACUCGUGGGUCAGAGGCAAACCUGUGAGUCUGGCCCCUUCCCCAAGCCUGUGCUCAUGCAAAACCGUGGCCUCAGCUGGGGCUGGGGACUGCCGGUGUGGUCACGGGUGCUUGCCAAGGCAGGGUCAGCCUGGGCAGCAGAGGGAGAUCCCCAGGGCUGCAUUGAAACGCAUCAGAGCACCAUCCACAUGCUGGGUUCUUGACCUCUGGGAUGGUUUUGAGAGGGGUUCCUGCUGUGCCCACCCACCUGGUGGCCCUGCCUCCAGCGUGGGCUGUGACCCUGUGUGCUUUGCAUCCUUUGGUGGCGCUGGGAAGCACGCUCCGGCCCAUCUGUGCGAGGCAGAGGGACCGUGUCGCCGGUACCCUGUCCCUUCCCUUCCUCGUGGCUGUUGCAGAGCUCUGCUCACCUCCUGCCUCUGCGCCGCUCCGCAGCCUGGGCAGAGCAGGCCCCGUGCAGCCCAGCCCCUGAGAGUCAGCUGUGUGCGUGUCCCGCCUCAGAGUGCCCGUGGUGUCUGUAGCGUGCCAUCGGUGUUAACAUGAAACAAAGAAAUCCCUGUGGUGUGUAGAAAUGGCAAAAUCCUGACUGUUGUAAAAUAAACCGAGCUGUUGUGUUUCCUUUUAAA